Molecule: messenger RNA, 1818 nt
Organism: Physella acuta
Lineage: Eukaryota; Metazoa; Mollusca; Gastropoda; Physidae
Product: kelch-like protein 41
Molecular function (GO): protein binding
Source: RefSeq, a predicted model, not a curated record
AUGACUAUGUCAGAAAUAUCAAUGGGUGUGGUGAGGUCACUUGAAAACGUAUGGAAAGAGAAGCAGCUUAUUGAUUUUAUCGUCAAGAUCAAUGAUGUCUCGAUCGAUUGCCAUCGACUCAUACUAGGGGCCUGUUCUGAUUUCUUCCAGGCACUUUUUCGUUCAGGGAUGAGAGAGGUCACAGAGAACUGCGUUGUUUUACAAGGAAUUUCAUGUCGCGUUUUUCGGUUAAUUUUAAAAUCUUUAUACACCGGUGUUGACAUUCUGACUUCAAAAAAUGUUCUAGAAGUUUGGCGAGCUGUUAAUCAGCUUCAGAUAAGUUUCAUGGUCAAGGUAUGUGAAACCUUUGUUAUAAAAACACUGUCAGCAGAAACGUGGCAGGAUACUUACACAAAUGCAAAGCUUCUAGACUCUGCGGAUGUUCUUGAAGAGCUUUAUUCGUUUAUGUUGAAAAACUUCGACCGAGUUUGUCUCGAUAAAACAUUUUUAGAUCUUUCUUACAGCGAGAUUCAUGAGUUGGUCAAAUCUCAGGAUCUGAUAGUCAGCAGUGAAGAUUUGGUGUUGGAGGCUGUUGUCAAGUGGGUGGAGUUUGUUCCUCAACUGGAUCAAGACUACACCAUGGCAGGUGUCAAUUCUAACAUUAAUUCCAAAAAGGUCAAUAAAUCCACGACUCCAGGAAGCGAAGUAAAGAGAAAAGAGAGGAAACAAAAAAAGAUAAUUGAAAAUUCUGGGAAAGAUCAAGAAGAGUUGUCAAAGAUAUCAAGAAAUGAAAACCUGACACAACUCCUAACUGCAGUUAGAACUUGUAUUGUAAGUCCAGCCACUCUUAAACGGGUCUUCAAGUAUAAAAUCUUCUCAGAAAAUAACGAUGCAAAAGCUGUUAUUUUCGACGCUUUGUCCUACCAUGUAUUGGAUUUCAGACACGGACAGUGGCCUUCGUCAGCUGUCCACAGAUCAAAUAGUGAAUAUUCACAUUUCGGUGUGUGUGCUACAAAUGCUGGAGAAUUUCAGCUAAUGUGUUUAUCCACACGACAAUGGCAAAGUAUUGCAGAUUGUGCUUUUUUAAAACUAGAAAUUCAAUUAGUAGCUUUCGAUAAUAAUUUAUAUGCAAUAGGGAAGGAAGACAAUCGUCAAAACGGAACUUGUAAGAUGUUUGUUUUUUGUGGUGACGUUUGGGAGGAAGUAAUGACAAUGCCUAAUCCAAACCAUGCAUUGAUGAUGUUUUCACAAGGACAUUACAUUUACAUUUUGGACAAAACCGACAAGAAAAUAUACAACUUUAAACCACAGAUGAUGUCACGGAAAAUGGAGACUUUUGCAGACCUACCCGGUGAAGCGGAUAUCCAGCAUGCCAUGUUUUAUUCCAAUUCACUUUUGCUAUUUUGUUCUGAAACUCACAACGGCAUCGACGAGACAUCGGUUUUUAUGUUGGACAUUUCGUCCAAUGUUUGGACUAGAUUAGACACUCUAGAUGGACCAGCGGAACAGCUGAUUAACUUCACCAUCAACGACAACGUCUAUAUACUUCAAACCAACGGCAGCUUGUGGAGGCUUAACUUCUUAUACUCUUACCAGAAAAUUAAAUUUACGUUUAUCGCGAAACUUUGGAAUUUUGAGAAGAAACUGUAUGGAGCAGUGACUUACAAUGGUGAACUUAUUAUCUUUGGAAACAACCCUGCCGAGGACCCCCCAGAUGAGCAUCAACUCUCUGUGGUUACUGAUGUGCUCCUAAACAUUUCACAUUUAGGAAUGGAUGAAUUGGGUUCUAAUUUAAUUCCCAUUACGCUGUCGAAAAAAUUCUUGCUUCCAAUAACAUAA